Punica granatum (pomegranate) is the source of this 2190-nucleotide messenger RNA. The record is from RefSeq and is a predicted model, not a curated record. Lineage: Eukaryota; Viridiplantae; Streptophyta; Magnoliopsida; Myrtales; Lythraceae.
UCCAAAACUGGGUCCCUUCUUCUUCAUCAUCCUCUCCACCUAUCCAUCCAUCCUCUCUCUUUCUAGUUGAAGAUCAAGAUAUCACGACUCUCCAGAAAAAUCUGAUCUUCCGCCCAACAAUCCAAGCUUUCCCCGGCUUCUUGGGAGGUUUUCUUGGUGGGUUUUCCCCCGGAGACGCGACAAUGUCGAAGCAGACCUACAGAGUGUGCUUCUGCUUCCGGCGGAAGUUCCGGCUGACGGUGUCGGAGGCGCCGGAGGAUGUGAAGAACCUUUUCCGGGAGUACUCCGAGAAUGGGAUCAUGACCGUUGACCAGCUCCACCGAUUCUUGGUUGAGGUACAAGGGGAGGAGAAUGCUACCAAGGAGGACGCUCAGGCCAUCAUCGACAAGCUCCGUGAGCAGCGCCAUCUCAACAUCUUCCAUAGGAAGGGCGUCACCCUUGAGGCCUUCUUCUGGUACCUCUUCGGUGAUAUCAACCCUCCGCUGUCUCCUGAGCUCGGGGUCCAUCAAGAUAUGAACGCUCCCCUGUCGCAUUAUUUCAUAUACACUGGCCACAAUUCGUAUCUAACAGGCAAUCAACUUAGCAGUGAUUGCAGUGACGCCCCUAUCAUAACUGCCCUCGAGAGAGGGGUCAGAGUGAUCGAAUUAGAUAUAUGGCCAAAUUCCGACAAAAAUGAUAUCCAUGUUCUUCAUGGAAGGACUUUAACUACCCCAGUGGAACUCAUCAAGUGCUUUAGGUCUAUUAAGGAACAUGCAUUCGUUACCUCUGAGUAUCCAGUUGUUAUUACUUUGGAAGAUCACCUCACUGCAGAUCUCCAGGCAAAAGUGGCCGAGAUGGUCACCCAAACAUUUGGAGAUGUUCUGUUUACUCCUGACGCAGAUUGCUUAAAGGAAUUUCCUUCCCCUGAGUCACUGAAGAGACGGGUCAUCAUAUCGACCAAACCACCAAAAGAGUACCUUGAGGCGAAAGAAGUUACUGAAAAGGAAAGUGAUGCACGGAAGGGAAAGGAUUCACAGCCUGAUGAAGAGGCUUGGGGGAAAGAAGUGCCAAAUAUCAAAGGGGAUGCUACAGUUGAUGACAAGGAUGACAUAGGUGCGGAUGACAAGGAUGACGAGGAAGAUGAUAACGAUGUGGACAAAGCUAACCAAAAAGUGGCACCGGAGUAUAAGCGCUUGAUUGCUAUUCAUGCGGGAAAGCCCAAAGGGGGAUUAGAUGAAUGUCUGCAUGUGGACCCCAACAAAGUUCGGCGCCUUAGCUUAAGUGAGCAACAGCUCGAGAAAGCUAUCAUUACUCAUGGAAAACAAAUUGUCAGGUUCACCCAGAGGAAUAUACUCAGGGUUUACCCAAAAGGUGUUCGCAUUGAUUCCUCAAAUUACAAUCCGCUUAUUGGGUGGUCCCAUGGAGCACAGAUGGUUGCGUUUAAUAUGCAGGGAUAUGGAAGAUCUCUGUGGUUGAUGCAAGGCAUGUUCAGGGCCAAUGGUGGGUGUGGCUAUAUCAAGAAACCCGAUUUUCUGUUGAAGCCUGGCUCAGAUAACGAGAUCUUUGACCCCGAUACUAGUCUACCUGUGAAGACAACUUUGAAGGUCACUGUAUAUAUGGGGGAAGGCUGGUAUUACGAUUUUAAGCACACGCACUUUGAUUUGUAUUCUCCUCCAGAUUUUUAUGCUAGGAUCGGGAUUGCUGGAGUCCCUGCUGAUACUAUAAUGAAGAAGACAAAGACGUUGGAGGACGACUGGACCCCUACUUGGAAUGAGGUGUUUGAGUUCCCAUUAACUGUUCCUGAGCUUGCUCUGCUUCGUGUGGAAGUUCACGAGUAUGACAUGUCCGAGAAGGACGACUUUGGGGGCCAAACUUGCCUGCCUGUAUGGGAAUUAAGGAAGGGCAUCAGGGCGGUUCCACUCCACAGCCGAAAGGGAGAGAAGUACCAGUCGGUUAAACUUCUCAUGCGAUUUGAUUUUGUUUAGUUCGAUUUAUGAGCCCGAGAGACGAGACGAGACGAGAUGCCUAUGUAAAUCUUUGUGUGCAUGCUUGGAUUUGAUCGUUGCUGUGAGUAUGUAAGUAUCUGUAUCACUUGUGUGCUGUUUGCCUGUAUCAUUCACAGUGGUUUGGCCCCGAGAUUUCUUUGUUGUAAGAUGAGAUUGAGAAACGAUUAUAUUUGCCUUGAUAAAAGAAGUUAAUUUUGUAUAGAAA